Molecule: messenger RNA, 4397 nt
Organism: Meriones unguiculatus (Mongolian gerbil)
Lineage: Eukaryota; Metazoa; Chordata; Mammalia; Rodentia; Muridae
Product: eukaryotic translation initiation factor 2 subunit 3, Y-linked
Exons: 12
Coding region: 30-1433 (467 amino acids)
Biological process (GO): positive regulation of translational fidelity; formation of translation preinitiation complex
Cellular component (GO): cytosol; eukaryotic translation initiation factor 2 complex
Molecular function (GO): translation initiation factor activity; GTP binding; GTPase activity
Source: RefSeq, a predicted model, not a curated record
CUGCGUUCUGUGAAGCGACAGAGAGCAAGAUGGCGGGCGGAGAAGCCGGUGUGACUCUCAGGCAGCCGCAUCUUUCUCGUCAGGAUCUCUCCACUUUGGAUGUUACCAAGUUGACUCCACUUUCACAUGAAAUAAUCAGCAGACAAGCCACAAUUAAUAUAGGCACAAUUGGUCAUGUUGCUCAUGGAAAAUCUACAGUUGUAAAAGCCAUUUCUGGUGUUCACACUGUCAGGUUCAAAAAUGAACUGGAAAGGAAUAUUACCAUAAAACUUGGAUAUGCUAAUGCCAAGAUUUAUAAGCUUGAUGACUCAAGUUGUCCACGACCAGAAUGUUACAGAUCUUGUGGAAGUAGUACACCUGAUGAGUUUCCUUCAGAUAUUCCAGGGACCAAAGGAAACUUCAGACUAGUCAGACAUGUUUCCUUUGUUGACUGCCCUGGUCAUGAUAUUUUGAUGGCAACUAUGCUGAAUGGUGCAGCAGUGAUGGAUGCAGCUCUUCUUUUGAUAGCUGGUAAUGAAUCUUGUCCUCAACCUCAGACUUCUGAACACCUGGCUGCCAUUGAAAUUAUGAAGCUAAAACAUAUUUUAAUUCUGCAAAAUAAAAUUGAUUUGGUGAAAGAAAGUCAGGCUAAAGAACAGUAUGAACAGAUACUUGCGUUUGUUCAAGGAACAGUAGCUGAAGGAGCUCCUAUUAUUCCAAUUUCUGCUCAGUUAAAAUACAAUAUUGAAGUUGUUUGUGAGUAUAUAGUAAAGAAAAUACCAGUACCUGUAAGAGACUUUACCUCAGAACCCCGACUUAUUGUUAUUCGGUCUUUUGAUGUUAACAAACCUGGCUGUGAAGUUGAUGACCUUAAAGGGGGUGUAGCUGGUGGUAGUAUUUUAAAAGGAGUGUUAAAGGUGGGCCAAGAGAUAGAAGUGAGACCUGGCAUUGUUUCUAAAGACAGUGAAGGAAAGCUUAUGUGUAAACCAAUCUUUUCCAAGAUUGUAUCACUUUUUGCAGAACAUAAUGAUCUUCAGUAUGCUGCUCCAGGUGGUCUUAUUGGAGUCGGAACAAAAAUUGACCCAACAUUGUGCCGUGCAGAUAGAAUGGUGGGACAGGUCCUUGGUGCUGUUGGAGCAUUACCUGAGAUAUUCACAGAGUUAGAAAUUUCCUACUUCCUACUUAGAAGACUCCUAGGUGUACGUACAGAAGGAGACAAAAAAGCAGCAAAGGUUCAAAAGCUAUCUAAGAAUGAAGUGCUGAUGGUGAACAUAGGAUCCUUGUCUACAGGAGGCAGAGUUAGUGCAGUCAAGGCUGAUUUGGGUAAAAUUGUUCUCACCAAUCCUGUGUGUACAGAAAUAGGAGAAAAAAUCGCUCUUAGCCGACGAAUUGAGAAGCACUGGCGGGGACCCAAAUGGAGACUGAGCUGUCCAUGGACUACAUCAGAGCAGUGAUCUAAAUCCUCUCUUUGGUUGAUGCUUCAAGUUGUCUGCAGUCUCCCCCCCCCCCCCCUUGGGCCCUGGGUUUUGUUUUUUGUUUUUGUUUUUUGGCUUUGUCGGUCUUCUUGCAUGGGUCCCCCCCAACCCCCCCAACCCCCGGGUCCUUUCAUACCCUCCUUCCAUAAGAUUCCCUGUGCUUGGGUCUGGAGAGAUGGCUCAGAGCUUAAGAGCACUGGCUGCUCUACCAGAAAUCCUGAGUUCAGUUCCCAGCCACCACAUGGUAGCUCACAACUGUCUACAAUGAGAUCAGUCACCGUCUUGUGGCAUGCAGGUAUACAUGCAGACAGAACAUUGGAUACAUAAUAAAUAAAUGUAUCUUUUUAAAUUUUUUUAAAAUUUUUAUUAUUAGUUACAUUUUAUUAACUCUGUAUAAAUAAUAUACAGAUUAUUUUUUUCUCAUUCCCUACCAAUCCUACCCUCCCUCCCUCAUCUCCUCCCUGCCCCUUUCCAAGUCCACUGAUUGGGGAGUACCACUUAAAAAGACUCCCAGUGCUCUGUCCAAAGUUUGAUUGUUGAGUCUGUGCAUCUGCUUUGAUCCCUUGCUGGUUGAAGUCUUUUAGACGACAUCCUAUGGUAGGCUCCAGUCAGCUAUUAAAAACAAGGAAUUCAUGAAAUGUGUGCAAAUGGAUGGAACUAAAAAAGAUUAUCCUGAGUGAGGUAACCCAGAAACAGAGAGAUAUACAUGGUAUAUACUCACUUAUAAGUGGAUAUUUUCCAUUUAAUAUAGGAUAAACAUACUAAAAUCUACAGACCUAAAGAAGCUAAACAACAAGGAAGACCCUAGGGAAGAUGCUUAAUCCUCAUUCAGGAAGGAAAACAGGACAGACACCAGAAGUAGUAGAAGAGAGGAAACUCCAUUUCUUAAAAAAAACCAACUACACUUUAAAUUACUUAGGUUAGCAUAAAAUUAAUGGUUUAUUAAUGUCUGUUUUUGAUGUGUUCAUAAACCUUGCAUACUAAGGUCCCGGCUUUACUACUACUACAAACAAAAACAGCCAAACAUUAAAAAGAAAUUAAGAUUUCUAAUUGAUCUUCACUGAUUUCAAUAUUCUAGAUUAGUUUUUCUUUUAAGGGAUCUUUUUUUUAAAUUUUCCUUUUUUUUUUUUUACUGUAAAGGUGGUUUUUAUUUUGUUUUUAGUACUUAAUUAGUACAUGUGUAGAGGAAAGACAGCAUACACCAAAGAAAGAUUGGUGUUAAUCCUUUGUAUGUAUUUAUCUUUCAGGUCAGUAUUUUUAUGGAACCUCCUAAGUGUGAGAAUAAAUGGGUCUUUGUCUUGUGCCUUCUCUUUGGGCUCUUUUUCAUGUGUUGCUUUACCUUGUCCAACUUCAAUGUAGUAGUUUUGUUUUCAUCUAUAUUUUAUUUUGUUAUUGUUGUUACCUUUUAAAAGCCUGUUGCUACUGCAAGUUGGUUGACAUUCACUAUACAACUCUAUAUGUAGGGAUGGGUUUCUCUUGGAAAAAGUAAAUACCUUGACAUUUUCUACAGUUUUGACAAUGGGUUUUUUUUUGUUUGUUUGUUUUGUUUUGUUUUUUGUUUUCUAAUUUCUUUUAGUUGAGCAUUAUUUUGAUUUAGUUAUAACAGGUCUUUUUGGCCAAGAUUUUUACUAAACAACUUUAGUCAGUAUAGUUUUGUUUAUUUGGUAUUUACAUAGGGGCAACAAAGUUCUCCUUAAGCCUUUGUAUUUUUCAUAUUGUUGAUUUUCUCUUUUAACAGUCUUGCAAGUAUAAUUUGAAAACUAUUUAACUUUUGGCUAAAUGACAAGCCCAGCAUCAAAAAAGAGCAAAAAUUUUAAAACAAAGUAGUGAUUCCCAUAAUAUUAAGAAAUUUAUCCCAUGAGUAUUAUCAUCAACAUAGAAAAACAUUGAAAGGUGGGAGGGAGUGGGGUGGACAAAAAAGCCAGUUUCUUUGAGGGCUGUGGAAUUUACUUAUUUUUAUUUAAAACCAUUAUGUGUCUGUUGAGGUGGAAACAAAUUUUGUAAAUCACUUACAGGUUUUUUUAGUAGAAAAAAAAAGAAAGUUAUUUUUUUCAAUAGAAAAGAAUAGUUUUGUUUGUUGUUUUGUUUUUCUACUGUCUAGUCUUUAAUUCUGGUACUGGGGAGGCAUUGGCAGUAGGAUCUCCAUAAGUUCAAGGCCAGCCUGGUUAAUGAGUUCUAAGAAAUCCAGGCAGGACUACGUAGAGAUACUCUGCCUUAAAAUUAAAAAAAAAAAAAAAAAAGAAAGAAAAGAAAACAAAAAAGGAAAAAGGACCAGAAAAGACAUGUUUUCUUUUACUAGCAUGCAUCUCCGAGAGAAUUUAUAUUACCCUUACUAUUUUGUAUGGCUAGGCAUAUUAUUCUGAAGGAAUAUUGACAUAUGAACUUCAGAAUUGUAAAUUGUACUGCCUCAUUAUCUCUGUGUCUAUGUCACUCUCUCCCUCUCUUUCUUUGUUGUUGCUGGAGAGAUGAACUGAGGCUAUAUAAGUACUCUGUUACUCAACAGUAUUAGCUAUCCUCUUUUAUUUAAAAGGGGUGGGGGGACGGGAUAGUCACAGAGUUGGAUCAGUAGUUAAGAGCACAUGCUACUCUUCUAGAAGACCCAGAUUCCAUCUCCAGAACUGGCUCAUAAAUAUCUGUAACUGUAGUUUCAGGGGGGCCAGCACUUUCUUCUGAUCUCUACAGGGUCUACUCAAACAUGGUAGACAGGCAGGCAGGCAGGCAAGUAAAACAUACUUACACAUAAGUAGAAGUAAGUAAAUUGUUCAUGUUGUCUGGACCGCUGUAAAGCUAAUCUAAGGAAAUAAUUUUUUUUUUUUUAAAUAGAGAAUCAAAUGCAUGAGAUCUGAAUUUAGAAUUAGGUAAAGUAAGUAAAACUGUUAUAAAGUGAUUGAGUGAUAGUUGAUAAAAUAGAUUUAAAUACAUGAUUUUUUUUUCCUAUUUUAA